Molecule: messenger RNA, 666 nt
Organism: Suillus discolor
Lineage: Eukaryota; Fungi; Basidiomycota; Agaricomycetes; Boletales; Suillaceae
Exons: 8
Coding region: 1-666 (221 amino acids)
Source: RefSeq, a predicted model, not a curated record
AUGAAUAAUACCUUAGCUGACCUUGGUGCAUCACAAGAGCAAAUGAGUCUCACACCUGUUGACAUUGACAAUAACAAUGCUUGGACACUUUUCUCAUCAAGUAUUGGUAAUUCAAUACCAGAUGCAGAUCACAUUGUAACCAAGUGCGAGUGCAAUUAUAUUCACAGGAUCUCUAUUCCAACAUCUUCAGAUGGCAUUGACACUUUAAUGGCAAAGCCCCGUAUUAAAAACACCUUUUCAAUAGCAAGACGGGGACUUGCAGUAUUGUUUGCCGGAACUCAAAGGUGCUUGCGUGCGCCUUGCCAAAUGUGGGAAGCAGAUGUUGAUGAGAAAUGGAAACUGAACACCAAGUCAAAAAUCCUAUCUAUUUGGUCCGACGGGCGCACCCCUGUAAAUGUCACCCCGUCACCCCAGCCGCAAAUGGAAGUCCAUCACAUCCAUAGGCGCCAGGCGUCACCCCGUCACCCUAAUAUUCUGAGUCGAGGAGGACAUACCGGGACUGACAUCAAGAUGAUCUUGAAAGCGAAGCAACCUGGAUGGGAAGUGCCAACGGCAUUGCUCUUGAAUAGCAGACUUGAAUUGAUAGUCGCAAUAGCGAAUGCAGCAAAUUUAUGCGGAGGCAACAGGUAUCAAGAAAAAGAACAAUCGGAUACCUGUCGACCUUGA